Zootermopsis nevadensis is the source of this 946-nucleotide messenger RNA. Lineage: Eukaryota; Metazoa; Arthropoda; Insecta; Blattodea; Termopsidae. The record is from RefSeq and is a predicted model, not a curated record.
UGUGCAUGGUAGUUUGUCAUGGAAGCGAUGCAUUAACAAAACGUUUGCUGAAUGGAUUUCCAAUACUGUCGGAAAGAAAUUAUAAUGGGCAUACCAUCAGAAGUGAUUUGUUGAGGUUAGCUGUACCAACUUUUUCACAUCAUAGACAUAGCCAGUUUCAUCAGGAUUUGGCACAUCAUUGUGAAAAGAAACAGGAUAAAGAAUCAUUACAAGUGUUUAGUGAAAAGGGUGAAAAUGCUGCAUGUUAUGUAAAAGAUGCUGACAAGCCAAAAUUGGAGGAUGAACCAUUAUCGAAAUCGUUAGAUGCCAAAUUAUCAGGACGAUUCCAACUCGUAUUUACAUGUAAAAAGUGCAAUACCCGUAAUGUGACACACAUAUCAAAACUUUCAUACCAGAAAGGUGUUGUGAUUGUGUGUUGUCAAGGAUGCAAAGUUAAGCAUUUGAUUGCUGAUAAUCUAAAGUGGUUUUCUGAUGAGAAGAAGAAUAUUGAAGACAUUCUUGCAGAAAAGGGCGAAUCUGUAACAAAAAUUACUUCACAUUAGGUUUCCCACCAGAUACACCUGUUCCUGUGUCAAAAGAAGAUAAACAGACUAAGCAGAAGAAUGAAACUCCAUUCGAAAUUAAGCUUAUCUGCAAAAAAGAGAUGUAAUUUCAUAUACUCCCAAAACUGAAAGAAUAUUUUUUUCCAGAGUUCUUUGCUUUUUGUAAAUCCCUUGUAUGACACAAUCUGAAUUGCUUGUAAAUGUAAUAAACUCUAAUGCUAUAGCAUGAAACAUAACUUCCUUUUCAUUAAAGAUAGUUUCUUUUGCCUUUAAAAUCUUAUUGGGAGGUACUCUGCCAUUUAGAGAAAGUGGAAGACAAGUUUUAAAUGGCUCUUGGGCAUUGUUAGUGUAGGGUUUUCUGGAAUUCUGUGCAAACUUAAUAAAUGUAAAUUAGGUGUAGUCAA